UGUUGUAUAAGAGCAAUCCAAAUAGACAUAUCUAGUAUCUGAAAGGUUUUGUGCUGCGUAAGAAGUGCUGAUAUUCCACUGAGUGUAUGAAAAUCCAUUGUAUUGAUCCAUGUUUUACAGCUGAGGGCUCUGACAUUUUACUUCUGAAACACAUCGCCAGUUCAAAAAUCAUGUUUAUAAGCCAUUCUCACAAUAUUAAAUAUUUAAAUAUCAAAGCAAAAAAACAAUGUUUAUUUUGUUUUUUUGUGCUGUUAAAUUUGGCCCAGGGUCUUCAGGAGCCCAAGCACAUUAGUGUUAAAUAGAAGGUAUUAGUAUUUGUUUUAUAUGGUGUAUUCAUCUCCAAACUGAGGAUCCAUAUAGUAAAAAUAUAUAAUAGAGACAACGGCAUAAGCCCCAAUUACGUCUUAAAAUCAUAUUGAUGUUUACUGCUGACAAGAUAAUCGACAUCGAGGAUAAAGGCACAAUUUAUUACUCACUUAUACUAUAUAGAUAUAUGUCAUUUUAGAUGGUGUUUAAAUGCCUGAUUAAGUUUGAGUACUGUAAAUAACAUUGCUUUGUCUUCCAUCAAUAAAUCAUUAUACAUUUUAAGGCAAAGAAUAUGCGCCACUGUUACAUUUUUCCAUCACAAUGUGGUUUUCGGCUGCAGCACAGAAAUGAGAUUGCUCUCUCCAUGGCAAUCAGCCUGUCCUCUCUACAACUGCACAUCCAACCCAUUCUUCAGGUUUCCAAGAAGAAACUGUUAUGUGGGCUGUCUAUUUAGAGUGGCCUUGGUUUGUGAAAAGGAUGGAGAGAAAAAAGCUGCAGUUCUUUAGUAUGCUCUGGCUUCUGUAAUGAACUGAGAAAAGUAUUUGUGUUAGUGCCAAGUUCAGUUCAAGUCAGGCAAGGUGUGAUUAGGCCUUGAGCUGUCACUGUGUUCCCUUGCCAAACCUUCCCUCUAAAAUAAGUGUAUAUCUGCUGAUUGCAAAUGUUCCUCUAGAUAAAAGAAAGCUUAUGAAUUAUGCCCCUGUAGUGAAGCCCCUACUAAGUCAUGAAUGUGUUGCCAUACAGUGGAAAAUAACAUCAGAUUACAGCUGUUGAAGCUGGUGCUGCUGCAGAGGACUCAUCAUCAAGCUUCAUGAAUCAUAGAGCAGAGAGAGAGAGCGCCAUCCCAACACUCCCAGCAAGUCGUGAUCACUGCCGAAAACAACGGGGAUUUUAUGCAAGUAUUCCUCACGCCAGGCUCAUGAAUAACACAACCUCAAAUGCAUCGUUAUGGCAGGUGAUGCAGGUAUAGUGACUUCUGUUACGAAAACACUGUGUGUAGGUUAUAGAAACAUAAAAACACAUACAAAGUGAGAACACCAAAGAACUACCGUCAACAUGGCAGAGCUCUCAGAGAAUGAACAAAAUUAAUUGAAGCUCACACUUCACACCCACACUGUCCAUGAUUACAGGGAUUUGGAUAAUUAUCUAAACAAUUUGUCCACCAGCUCAUUCAUCCAUUUAUCCUUAAUGAGACAAGAGACACCUGCACGUAAACAUCGACAAGUACCUUGUAAUUAGGUUUGAGCAGAUCUGAGUGCAUUUUUUUUCACAGAUUUGCCUCAGAACAAAGUGAUCAAAAGCAUAAUUUAAUCAUCAGUUUGAGCACAUUUGGAAAGCUGCAGCAUACCAAAUGAAAAGUCUAGAACUCGUUUCUUCAAGGGAAAAUUACAAGAGUUUAAAGUGGAGAUAGAUCUUGUCUGCUUUUAUUUUUUUGUUUGUUUGAGGGCUUCUUGAUGCUUCUAUAAAAGGAAUGUGUUCUGGAUGAGGUCCUGUGACGCAGAGACUGCGCUUGGUGUGGGUGUAUAAGAGUGGACGCUCGGCUCCAUUUCGAGCACACAUGGACAAGCAGCCGGGCUGGUGAGAUUUUGACAGCCUCUCCUCUCAGUUCCCGGAGACGCUAGACAGAACAUAGAGAUGAACACAACUGAGAGGUUUUACUUUCCCGUUGAUGGCAUCUUCGAAAUGUUCAACUCUCUCACCAGCCAUCACCAAUCACACAUUACGCACCUAGUCCUGCAGAGCACAGGCCUUACCCCGGCACUCCAGCACCCCAAAGUCUCAAACAUAUCGAAGACAGGUAUGGGCAUCAUCAAAUCGGUUAAAGGGCGAUGGAGAGAACAGGAUAAGAGGGCGGCUGCGAUUAGAUCCUCAAGUUCUGGCAAUCGGCAAGUAUCAACAGAUCGAGCCCCAAAGAGGUCCGUGGAUCUGCUGGAGUUGGGUCUGACCAAGCCCAGGAACUGCCACAGAGUAGUUGUGCUUGGCGCACCCAGAGUAGGCAAAACCAACAUCCUCCAGCGGUUUUUGGGUAAAGAAUUUGAGGAGCACUAUCAACCCACAACUGAGGACUUCCACAGAAAGCUGUUCCACAUCGGAGGGGAGGCGUACCAGGUAGAUCUUCUAGACGCAUCAAGUGAGAGGGACUUCCCUGCAAAACGGAGGUUAUCUGUACUGACAGGUGACAUAUUUCUGCUCGUCUUCAGUUUGGAUGACAAAGACUCUUUCAGUGAAGUCUGUGAGCUGCUGAACGAGAUCAAAACUGCCAAGGCAAAGUUACUAAAAUUAAAAAAUCCCGCGAGAGUGCCGGCCGUGAUAUGCGGGAAUAAAGCGGACUUGGAAACGCGGAGAGUCGUCAGUCGGUCAGAAGUGGCAGAAGUCCUAGGUGAGGGGGUCUCAUUCUUCGAAACCUCGGCUAAAGACGGUUCCGGACUGGAGAGUAUGUUCGGAGCUCUUGCCUCCCUGGGCGGACUGCCUGACGAGACCAGUCCGUCACGGCAUCAGAUCGUAUCCAUCCCCACCUACCAGUCGCUUUGCAUCGGCCAGCAAGGCAGCAGAGGGAGCCGGACGCGGGGACUGAUCGGUGCGCCCUGUGCCGCCGUGGACCCUCUGGCUCGCCGCCCGAGCUUCAACAGCGACCUGCAGCUUGUGCUUGGAUCAAGCACCAAACACAACAAACCAGAGAAGUGUCAGAUUCAAUGAAUUGUGAGCCUUCUCGAUAAACCAAUUGUAGUAGUAUGCUGCAAUGUCUUAUUAUGUAUGGAGUUAUACUCUGUAGCACCUGGCUGGACCAGUGCGUUCAUAUUUUAUUAUCAUAUAGGCUAUGUUACUGUAUUAUGAAAUCCUACAAUAAAACCGUUUUUGUCAUAUGUGCACUGUCGUCAUCUGUUCAACACACACAUGUAGUUCAUUGAUGAAACAGGUGAUGGAGACAGAUACCGUUAGAUCAUGGUCAUAAACGUCAGCAACCAAUUGUUUUCAAGUGAUGAUGCAAAACCUAGCCAUACAUGUGUGGGAGGGAGGUGACUCAAGCACCGGCCUUAAACGUCUCCUAAUAUCCGCUAUCAGAGAGACUGCUCACAUUUCAGUGCGCCCACGGCACCAAGGACCGAGGUGUGUCAGUGCCUGUUAAUCAGCACCAGGAGUCCACACACACGCACUCAUGCAUCACCGUGGUACUUCAAGGAAACAAAGAGUUAGAGCAUCCUUUAUUAAAGAGGGGGGAGGUGAAAUCAGCACCAUGGAGAGAGCCUGACCGGUUAUUAAACUCAGCUCUGACUGCAGCUCUGCCGCCGGGCAAGUUCAAUUUAUGUCAUAUCGCUGAAAAAGAUUCAUUAAAGAGUCGCUUAUUGACAAUGAGGGCAGAGAAAAUUUUGUAACACUGCUUUUCAGGCUCCUUUCCAUCUAUCAUUUUUCCCUUUACUCAAGACCAAACACAAAGUUCUGACACUAUUAUUUAACCUUCGUUGGUUUAGUUUGCUGAGUUGGCUGAUUUCCAGAGAAAUCUCUGUCAAAAAUCUGCUCCAUUAAAACCCAAAAAGAUAUAUUCAUCCAUUAUUCAAGCAUUAUUGUAAACUUCACUUUUCAUAUAAAGGAAGAUAACACAUUGAAGGAGAAACCUGGAAAAUGAGUGGAGAAAACAGGAUGACAGUGCUCAUUGGGCUCAAGGUGUCACUGACUGGUUUGACAGUAUGAAAAUGAUGUGAAUCAUAUGCUUUGGCCUUCGAGGUAAGAUCUAAGAUCUGAGGCCUAUUGAACACCUAUGGCCGAUUGUUUAUACCAAUGAGUCAGACAGCGCUCUCCACCCCCAUCAUCAAAACACCAAAUGAGGGAAUAUUCUUAGGAAGAAUGAUGUUCAGCCUCCAGUAGAAUCAAGACAACAUAGUGGCCCAACACUUUACUAAGGCACUUUAUGUUUUUCCUUGAAUUUGUCACCUGUGUGUAUGUUGAAUUGUAUGCGCCUGGACACUAAAAGGCUCCAAUGAAGUCUAUUUUCUCUUUAAUUAAUACACAGAUCUUUCCGAGGAAAUUAUUAGAAAAUUAAGUUAUUGCCAAAGAUUUUUCCCCUGUUUACAUUUUUAUAAGGAUUAAUGAAUGAAAUGAAAGUUCCAAAAGAGAGCAGGAGUCUUUUUCUGAUAAUGUGCUGAGGCCACAGUCAGAGCUGGCCAGAACAUAUAUAUUAAUUCAGAUGGUGUGCUAUCUACAGUAUUAUACUUGAUAACUAU
Seriola aureovittata is the source of this 4523-nucleotide messenger RNA. It is a transcript of the gene rasd2a, whose product is annotated as RASD family member 2a. Gene Ontology annotation, molecular function: GTP binding; GTPase activity. The record is from RefSeq and is a predicted model, not a curated record. The coding region runs from base 1939 to 3000 and encodes 353 amino acids. The transcript is spliced from 2 exons. Lineage: Eukaryota; Metazoa; Chordata; Actinopteri; Carangiformes; Carangidae.